Messenger RNA from Adineta ricciae, 567 nucleotides. NCBI's taxonomy places the organism in Eukaryota, Metazoa, Rotifera, Eurotatoria, Adinetida, Adinetidae. The record is from the annotation of a GenBank genome assembly.
AUGACAGAUCUGAAGCCUAUUGUACCCAGCAUUGUUGUACAAGAAGAAGGCUCACGAAAAGUAUUGGUGUAUUUAAAUAUUCCUGAACUAAAAGUCAAACGAUCAUUUCCAAACCUACUCAAACAAGUUCCAUCAAAUGGAGUUCAAAGAACGCUUGAGUUUCGUGAUCAGUCAUUCACAUUCACAUUGAAUGUUCAAACAAAAAACAAUCAAACAAAAAUCUAUUCAUUGGCAGUCGCACGUCUACCAGGUGAAAUUCAUCCUCAACAAUGCUCAAUAAAAUAUCAACGUGGCGGCUGUUGGAUUACAAUGGUUAAAGUUGAACCGAUGGGUUGGAUGAAUCGCAUAUGUGAUGACAUGAGUCCGGGUCUAGAUAUAGAAGAGAAUGACGGUCAAACGCCAGCCGCAUCAGCGCCUGAAGAACCUGUUCAACUACGAGAUACCGAUAUGCCCCCACCAUUCAAUCUAGUACCAAUUGCUCCAUCACCUCCUUGUCGCGCACCAUCGACUAAAUCACCUGCACCACUGCCACCACCAUCAUCAUCAUCGGCGACAUCUAACAAUUAA